Gekko japonicus is the source of this 2680-nucleotide messenger RNA. RefSeq names its product parkin RBR E3 ubiquitin protein ligase (gene PRKN). Lineage: Eukaryota; Metazoa; Chordata; Lepidosauria; Squamata; Gekkonidae. Gene Ontology annotation, cellular component: ubiquitin ligase complex; mitochondrion; Golgi apparatus. The record is from RefSeq and is a predicted model, not a curated record. The transcript is spliced from 6 exons. Gene Ontology annotation, biological process: negative regulation of protein phosphorylation; regulation of cellular response to oxidative stress; autophagy of mitochondrion. Bases 1 to 699 code for a protein of 232 amino acids. Gene Ontology annotation, molecular function: ubiquitin protein ligase activity; ubiquitin conjugating enzyme binding; zinc ion binding.
AUGAAAGGUGCUCGGAGGGCAGUUUUGGUAUGGAUGAGAGCUAACAAACUGCAACUUAAUCCUGACAAAAUGGAGGUGCUACUGCAUCUCAGUGUCUACAUGCUGUGUAUCAUACCUCAAGAAACAAUGAACAUCAGUUCUAAACAGUAUUUCUGUAUUUUCUUUACUGUAGCUGGCUGCCAGGACUCCUUGAUUAAAGAGCUGCAUCACUUCAGGAUUCUGGGCGAGGAGCAGUACAAUCGUUACCAGCGCUAUGGUGCAGAAGAGUGCGUUCUGCAGAUGGGUGGUGUGCUGUGUCCCACUCCAGGAUGUGGAGCUGGCCUGCUUCCAGAACCAGAAGUGAGAAAAGUAGUGUGCGAACCAUCCAAUGGAAUGGGCUGUGGGUCUGUAUUCUGCCGUGAAUGUAAAGAAGAGUACCAUGACGGAGAAUGUAGCAACUUCCUUGAAACCGAAGGCACCACAGCCCUGAAGGGCUAUGAAGUUGAUGAGCAUGCAGCCAGACAGGCUCGAUGGGAAGAGGCAUCCAAAGAAACUAUCAAGAGAACAACCAAACCAUGCCCUAGCUGCCACGUACCAGUAGAAAAAGAUGGUGGAUGCAUGCAUAUGAAGUGUCCACGAUCUCAGUGCAGAUUUGAAUGGUGUUGGAACUGUGGCCUGGAGUGGAAUCGGACUUGCAUGGGAGAUCAUUGGUUUGACUGAUCCCCAAGUAGCACUGUAAACAAUCAAAAACUCACUUAACAAUAUCCCGGUAUUAUAGAAAGGAGAAGCACAACUAUAGCUGCUUCUAUCAGGGUCAUAUCCUGAACUCUUUGCUCAGGGUGCAAAUUCCUCAGUACCCCCCAGGGUCCAGGAGUUCAAGAUAUGAACCAUUUGUUGUCUUCCUACAUAUCAAAUCAUCACUAUGGGUUUAGGGAAUCUGUAGGCUUUCUGAUGUAACAGUGGUAUAAAAAAUGUAGAGGAUUAAUAGCUCUUUGCUGUGACACUUUAUCUCUACCUCCUCACGCACAACUUAUUGGUAUUCAUUCUUUGGGGACAUGAAUAACCUGUGUCAUUGCUGCUUCUCUGUCAUGGCUUGUGGGGUUUUUUGCUAAGCCUGGCUUCUGUGGGUAUUUUAUUGGGCAUUCUUGAUAAAGAAAUACGCAAUAUCAACCAAUUUAAAACUAGCUACACUGAUCUUUUUCAACAUACCAGCAUAUAAGUCUGUGGCUGGCACAGCUCUUCACAAUUUCCCUUACAUAUGGUACUAUAUGAUAUGCCUUUUCCUACCUUUACAAAUACUUGUGAUGCAAUCCUGUGUACAGUUACUACAGAGGUACUAUGCACAUUAAGGUCAAUUGCCUUAAACUGAAGUAAUUCUGCACAGAAUCAAUUUUCAGUUGUAAACCGCAGUCGUGACAGAAGUGGUAGGUAUUGCAUCUAAUUAGCCACUGCAGAAUGAUCUUCCAUCCCAGCUACGGCAAGAAUUCGCUGGAACUGCACAUUGGCCGACAGCAAAGGAUGCAUUAACUGACCUUCACGCGGUGGCAAUUUUAUUGGAAACAUUUAGUGUAACUAACUACCAAGAACAACUUGGCUGUUUACCUUUAUCAAAGAUCAGUAUUUUAACUUUCUAAAGUCUAAAGUCUGUCUAUCAGCACAGAUAGGCUGAUAAGGGCAGAUUUAAAUGUCCAUUAUACCCAUCACCAUAGGGGAUUGAUGACACAAGAAUUUUAAGGUAGAAGCAGACAUGAUAUCAGUGGAUCCAUGCCUUUGAAUGCAGAUCCCCAGUAAAAUGGGACAGAAGCAAGCAAGUCUAGUUAUGUUUAAUUUUACAGGUGUUUUUUUGAAUGUAUGUUAAAAUUAGUUUUUAAACCAAGAAAGGCCAGAUUCUCUCUCUUUACCUUACUACUCAGGCAGAAAUACAGGGAAUGUUACCUUGCAUUAAGGUUCACAAGCUUUGGCCCAGCACAGAAAAUGAUCUGUGCUAAUAGCGUAGAUUUACACCUUAAAUCUUUCCAAAAUUUGUUCCAAAGUUGUCUCUGUUUCCUAAUUGUUCGGACAAUCUUUGUACAGCUUCUUAGAAAUCAGUUUCAUCCUGUGUCCUGCUCAGCGGGAGUCGAGUUCAGAUGAAUGCAUAGACUGUUGACUGCAGAGCUUUUGUUCUCUAGGUCUGUAGGUAGAGUAUAGCUAGAAAGCUUCUGUGGAAAUGCCCACUGCAGUGUGUGCAGUUUCCUUGUUCCCCUUUCCUUUAAAUAUUGUUUUUCACUGUUGUGUCUAGGGAUCAGGGAUCUUUGCAAACAAAGUAAUGUUGGUGUGCUGUCAUGACAAAAAAGCUUUGAGUGUGUUCUGAACCCCAACAUCAGGCACUCUGACAUGGUAAUAAAGCUUUAACCUAGGGCUGCAGUAUUAUUCCUGCUUGGUUGGUUAUAGAAGGUAGAACUGAUCUUAUUUGCAAUAAAAUCACAGUGUGUAAAGAUUAGUAGUGCAAUCCUGAGCAGAAUCACUCCACUUUGAACCUAUAAAUUUCAGUGGGCUUAGACUGAUGCGGAGUGGUACACACGACUGCAUUUUUUCAUUCUUACUAUAGUAGAAUCAUCAGUACAUAGCAUCUUUCUUGUAAAUUAGAAAGUGAGCAUUCUUGAAUACGUGUAAAGAAAAGCUAAUUAUAACUUCUAAGAAAGCAAACAAUACCUGAUUUGAA